AGUACAGCGUAUCGUUAUGACGAACUCUUACAUUAUGUUGAGUUCCGAAUGUGUUCAUUCGGAAAUUUUCGCGCCAAAACGGUUCUAAAAGCAAGAUGAAUGGCCUGCGGGAAUGUCUGAUGGAGCUAGGGAUACCGAGCGCCUAUCCCAAUUUUGAAAGAGAAAACAUUUCAAUUGAGAUGAUAGAGGUACUCUCAGAUGAAGAACUGAAAAGACUUGGCGUUGAAACGAUCGGAUUACGCCACAAGUUAAAAAAACUUGUGCAUGGGAAAACAACGGUCACAGAGCAUACCGCUAUAAGUACCAGAAACGAACGAGCCCGACUAUUCAGUCCUUACUCUCGCACUGCAGGUACUAAAGCCGGGAAAAAGAUGCGCCAAAAAGACAAGUUUAUAACCAUGAAUUUUUUAUGUCUGGCACAUACAGGCCAAAAAUUUGUUCCAAAUGCAUUGGAAAAAGAAACUUUGAAUAAAGCUGGACUUGGUAAGAAAAAAAUUGUUUUAAAAAAAUCAGAUGAUGAAAAUGAAUUAGCAGCAAAACUUAUUUCGCAAGAAUUAAAUGAAGAAGGGGAAAUUGUAGGAUUUCCAAAAUUAGCUGAGGGGGGUGGCUUUGAACUACUGAGAAGUGCCCAAAAUUACAGAGAGUUAACUUUGAUAAACUGCGCAUGGUCAGCAAAAGAACUGCAGAAAAAUGUUAAUCCCCAAUCAACGAUUUAUAUAAGGCCAAUCCAAAAAGAUCUUUCCACUGCUUCUAUAGAAAAUCCUCAUGAGAAGUCUAGUGAAUCAAGUUUAGAAGAGAAAUGUGUAACAUGUGGAAGGAAAUUCUUGCUACGAGAACUGAGGAAACACACAGAAACAUGUUCGGAAGCUGACACAGAAAAUGAUGUGCAAACAACAGACAUUUUGAAUAUUAACAUUCUUCCACAAACCAUGCAGACUAACAUAGCAAGCUCUCAGGAAAUGCAUGUUGAGGAAGUUGUUAUUUUUCAAGACCAGGAAUUGUUGUUAGAAAACACUGUAGAAAGUAACCACAUCAGCGAUCUAGCUGUGACUGAAGUUUUGCCUGUAUCUGUGCAAAAUGUUGAAACAGUUUCAGAUGUGACCAGCAGAAUUAUUGAGUUUUGUAAAGUACAAAAUAUCGCAGAUCCGGUAGAAAUUUUACGCAAAGUACAGAAAGAAAUGGUCACAGGACGGCCUUUGGAAGUGAUUGAUGUAACAGAGAAUUCUGAGGGUGAUACAAACUUUAUUUUAAUUGACAGAACACAUCUGUUGGAGACUGGUUUUGAUGAAAUCAAAGCAAUCAGUGAUGUCCGAAAAACUCUAGAAGUACAAUUUUAUGAUGAGACGGCUGUAGACUAUGGUGGACCCCGGAAAGAGUUCUUUCGUUUAAUGUUAAAGUCAAUUAAAGAAAAAUAUUUUGAUAAGGGACUCCGAGAAUUAAUCUGUGAAGAUUACGAAGUUAUCGGAAAGACCUUUGCUUUAAGUAUUCUACAAAAUGGCCAAAUUCCAACUUUCCUAGAGCCAGAGAUAAUCCAGAAGAUAUUUUCUGAUUCCAUGGACCAUCCAUGCAUCACAAGUUUGAGAAAAGGACUUGAGACAUUGGGAUUGUAUACAAUUGGUAUGCAGCUUCCAAGUUUUCUUUACCUUUUCCAAAGACAUUCUACACCAUUGACAUUCAGGAUGCUUACAACACUUUUGAAACCUCAGUUUUCAUUAGAGGGCAGCAACAACAUUGAAGUGGAGAAGAAAGUUUAUGCUGCAUUUGUCCGUUAUUUACGAGAAGUUGCAAGUGGUCGAAGAGAACACUUAUCCAUAGGGAACAUUUUACAAUUUGUAACUGGAGCUGAAGAAGAGCCAGUCUUAGGGUUUCAAAUACCACCUACUAUUCAGUUUCCAGAAGUAAUUAAUUCAUUUAUUCCAACAGCAAACACAUGUAUCAACUCUCUCCAACUACCACGACCAAAGCCAAGCAUUGAUACAAAUCUUCCAGAAGAUAAAGAGCUGUUUGCUUUGUAUGAUUACGCAUUCUUAAAUUCUUAUUAUGGUUUGCGGUAAUUUUUUACCAAUUUUUAUUGCAAGCCAUUCAUUAAUUAUUACCUUGCAAAAACAGUUUUUGUCUGGUUCAUGGGCCCCUUGUUUUAAAUUUGUCUCCAAAUUUGUAGAAAUAUCAUCUACUAUAUGGUCAGUAAGUCAAAAAAUAAAAAGUUCAGACAGUCUGAAGGGUUUCUUUAAACAAAUGUAUAUAUGUGAUUGAUUACAGUUUGAUUACAAUUUUCAACCAGAGACAUUUUGUCAAGGUUCAAGAAUUGAUAAUAAUAUACAAUGUACUGAAGUAAAACCAAUCCAUUUUUAGUAAUGUUGAGAUUGUUGUAAAAUUUUUCCAAAUUUGUUUUUUUUCCAUUUUCAGUUUUAGCAAUGGGUAUAUGCUUUAUGUUCAGAGGUACUUUACAAUACAUGCAUGUAUUACCGAUG
Messenger RNA from Saccostrea cuccullata (small rock oyster), 2471 nucleotides. RefSeq lists its product as uncharacterized. Bases 96 to 2054 code for a protein of 652 amino acids. The record is from RefSeq and is a predicted model, not a curated record. NCBI's taxonomy places the organism in Eukaryota, Metazoa, Mollusca, Bivalvia, Ostreida, Ostreidae. Gene Ontology annotation, molecular function: protein binding; ubiquitin protein ligase activity. Gene Ontology annotation, biological process: protein polyubiquitination; ubiquitin-dependent protein catabolic process. The transcript is spliced from 5 exons.